Malus domestica (apple) is the source of this 1776-nucleotide messenger RNA. RefSeq lists its product as uncharacterized. The record is from RefSeq and is a predicted model, not a curated record. NCBI's taxonomy places the organism in Eukaryota, Viridiplantae, Streptophyta, Magnoliopsida, Rosales, Rosaceae.
UAAAAAAUCUCUCGGUGCGUACAUUUCUAAGUUUUCUUGCAUACACCGGUUUCACCAGACCUGACCGGAGGCACUGCUACUGAGUCACCGAGUCACGGAGCACCAAACAGAGAGAGAAAUGAACCGAAAGAGGGGCUCAGAAGUGAGUGAGUGAUGCCUGACUGACUGUCACCGUGAUCAGGAUAAUGUCUGCAGCCGUCGACGACGUUGCUCCUCUUCUUCAUCUCUACAGAGACAGAGACACAGACAGAGACGGAGAAUCAUCCAUUUCUAAUGAGAUCCCAAGUCUUGUGCCCGCCUCACCAUCCAACGGCACAGAUGCAUCGACGCCUAAUCAACGCCUGGCCUCUCUCGACGUCUUCCGUGGCCUCACCGUCGCGUUGAUGAUUUUGGUCGAUGAUGCCGGAGGAGCUUUCCCGUCGAUAAACCACUCUCCGUGGUUGGGCGUUACACUUGCAGAUUUUGUAAUGCCAUUUUUUCUUUUUCUUGUUGGCGUCUCCAUCAGUCUUGCAUUCAAGAAAAUACCCAACAAGACAACUGCCACAAAGAAAGUCAUUCUUAGAGCAAUGAAUCUCUUUCUCUUGGGGUUGUUACUGCAAGGUGGGUAUUUCCAUGGGCGUGACCAUUUAACAUAUGGGGUUGAUGUGGGCAAGAUACGUUGGCUAGGUGUACUACAGAGGAUUUCAAUUGGAUAUUUGCUGGCUUCAAUCUCAGAGAUCUGGUUUGUUAACAAUAUCAUGGUUGAAUCACUGGUCGAUUUUGCUAGGAAAUACUACAAUCAGUGGCUGUUUGCUAUUGGAUUAUGCUUUUUUCACAUGUGCUUUCUGUAUGGUCUUUUCGUUCCAACUUGGGAAUAUGAAGCUGCAAGCUUGAAUUUGUCUCGUUCUGGACCUGGUACUCAAAUUGUUUAUUGUGGAGUGAGGGGUAGUCUUGAACCUCCUUGCAAUGCUGUUGGUUAUAUCGAUCGAGUUAUUCUGGGCGAGCAUCACCUUUAUCAACAUCCUGUUUACAGAAGAACAAAGGUCAUUCUCAUGGGCCUUCUCUGUGUUAAUUCUCCUGACUAUGGACCUCUGCCCUCUGAUUCUCCUCAAUGGUGCUUUGCACCAUUUGACUCAGAGGGAAUCUUAAGUUCUCUGAUGGCUGCUGUUACAUGUUUUGUGGGAUUGCAUUUUGGGCACAUACUAUUGCAUUUCAAGGACCAGAAGCAGAGGAUAUUGUUAUGGUCUAUGUCCUCCUUUCCUCUUCUAAUAUUUGGAUAUGCCUUGAAGAUACUUGGUAUUCCUUUCUGUAAACCACUAUACACAAUGAGCUAUACAUGUAUUACAGCAGGAGCAUCAGGCUUGAUAUUAUGCAUUAUCUUCUACAUAGUUGAUGUCAAACAUUUCAUAAAAGUGACAGUGUUGCUGCAAUGGAUGGGGAUGAAUGCGCUCAUUAUAUAUGCUUUGGGUGCUUGUGACCUCUUCUCAGCAGGUUUGCAAGGUUUCUAUUGGCGGUCACCAGAGAAUAACUUGGUUGAUGGGACAGAGGCAUUAUUGCAGGGCAUGCUUCGAUCGAAGAACUGGGGUACCCUAGCAUUUGUAAUACUUGAGAUUUUAUUUUGGGGUCUUGUUUCUGGGUUUCUUCACAUGAAAGGCGUGUAUAUAAAACUGUAAAAUGGUCCCAGUUUUAAUUUCCUGUAGUGACAAAAUUUAAGGACAUCAUCCUUGUUAAUAUUACAAGAAAUUGUAUAAAUAAUAUUUCGGGAUUAUUAUUUUAAGCAUUAAUUUUCUUAUCUGA